Messenger RNA from Aedes aegypti (yellow fever mosquito), 2366 nucleotides. It is a transcript of the gene mkg-p, whose product is annotated as terminal uridylyltransferase cid1. The record is from RefSeq and is a predicted model, not a curated record. Gene Ontology annotation, molecular function: RNA uridylyltransferase activity. Lineage: Eukaryota; Metazoa; Arthropoda; Insecta; Diptera; Culicidae. The coding region runs from base 277 to 1941 and encodes 554 amino acids. The transcript has 3 exons.
AUUUUGCGUCUGUGUCCGUGAGUUGGCAGAACGCUUUUUAAUUUCCAAGUCCAUCAUCCAGCGUCCGCGAAAGAAAGGCAGGCGAACGAAAAGUUUUGGAGCCAGUUUGUUGCGUUCCGUCGUAGUGUUUUCCCAGAUCUUUGUCCCCGAUUCUUGAGAAAAAGGCGGUCACUUUUAAGUAACAGAUUGAUUUCUGUCAAUUUCCGUAGAAGUGGAAGUGGAAAUUGCGAUUGUUUCAUUGAACAGUGAGCGAGGAAAGUCUAGCAGUUUAGUGCGAUGGCCGAUGAUCAGCAGCAACCGGGACCGUCGAACCAGCAGGAUCAACCCCAAGGGGACGGCAAGGAGCAGAAGCCCCAGGGUAGGAAGCGGAAGCUCUCCACUAAGCGGCAGAAUGCCAACAAGCGAAAUGGAUCUCCCGAUACGGAAAACGAGAUGGAUGCCGAGAAGAUCAAGUUCCUUCUGGAUCCGGUUUUGAAUGCUCUGCGUAGCCUUCCGAAUGGCAACGAAAGUGAAACCAUGAAAAUGUUGAUCUCCACUCUCCAGCCGUCCCAAAUGGAGAUUGAGAUGGCUUUGACCAAGGUGAAGAUCGAUAUGGACAGGGUCCUUGGCUUCCCGAACAAUUCCUACCAGAUUUACGAUUUCGGGUCCAUCAAAUCCGGACUGGCGUUCCGUGACUCGGAUCUGGAUUUCUACGUGCACUACGAGAAGAACUGCGAGAGCAAGCAGGAGCAAACCAAGGUGAUUCAUAUCAUCCACGGCCGGAUGGCAAGGGAAGGAACGUUCCACGGGUUGGUGAAGAUUCUGGGAGCUAAGGUGCCCCUGUUGCGGGCCAUUCACGGUCCCACCAAUCUGACGUGCGACAUUAACUUUUCCAACGCCCGCGGGUGCUACAACAGCAAGUUUAUCUUCGCGGUUACAAGAUUUGAUCCCCGCAUCCAUAAACUGGCAAUCAUCAUCAAGUUCUGGGCAAAGUGUGCGUUCUUGCUGACGAAUCACCGUCAGAUGAACACCUACUGCAUCAUUAUGAUGUUGAUUUUCUACUUGCAAACCAAGAAGCUCCCUUUGCUGCCAGCGGUUCAAGACCUCCAAAAGGGCAUCCCUCGCGUCAACUUCGGUCCGUGGAACCUCGGGUACCCGAAGGACAUCAAGUUCACGACGAUGAACAAGGAGUCGAUUCGCUUGCUGUUGUUGAACUUCUUCAAGUAUUACUCUACGUUUGAAUUUGAGAAGAAUCUCAUUUCUCCCUUUGUGGGCCGCUUAUGCGCAGUGGAGGAGAUGAAGCAGAAGAAAGUGCGCGAGUUGCAGCCGUAUUACCGGGCGGUCGAGCACCAAAACUUCCCGGAGUUCAACUAUGGAACGCAGAUCUCCAUCCAGGAUCCGUUCGAGUUGAAUAUGAACAUCGGAGGUGUCCUCAAUUCGGCCGCUCACUUUGAGCAGUUCAAGCUGAGCUUCAAAACGGCUCACGAAGUUAUGUGUGAAACUAAUUCGGAACCGUUCAACAAGGUGCUAGAAAGCUUGUUCACGAAGACCAAGCGGUACCAGAAGCUGACCAAGAAUGCGGCCGCAUCCGUAGUGUCCAAGAAUGGAACCGUCCCAAAAACGGUGGAUGUUUCCGCCCACUGGAGAAUCUGCCGAUUGCUACCGGUGGAAUAUGAGCUAUUCAUCGUGCGUCAGAUUUUGCUUGCCAGGAAAACUGACAAGGAUGCCAUUAUCACCGAGCGCCAAAUUAAGGACGUCUGGGCAGAUUGCAUGUUAGACUUUAUCGAGGACAUCUUGCAGAAGAUCUACCUUUGCAAAGUUGAGCCCAUUAAGGAUGCCGAACGCGCAUCAAGCGUUCCCAAAAUAUUAAAAGGGAAGACGUCCGCACUUUUGAACUGUCCUGCGAACGUCAAGUUAUCUUCAAGCGAGCACGAUUGCAGAUCAAUAACGAGCAGGAGUUGAACAACGAGAUCGCCAUCAGCAAGAACCGAUGGGAGAUCAAUAGACCGCUGGUGUUCUCCACUCGGGUUGACAUGUUCAAGACGAACGACGCCAUCGAGUUCCACAUUCCAGAGGAGCACCACAAGAACGGAUCGAUCCGGGUGUUUAUCGAGGCUUGCUUCCUGACGCAGAUCCGCAAGUGUAUCAAGGGCUACUUCAAGGUGAUGUUGGCCAAGACGGAAGAGAAGGCGAAGGCGGCUGCGGCUGGGGUCACUGCAAUGGAGACUGAAGUCCAGGCACAAUCCGCUCAGUAAGAUGUAUGGGACGAGGAGAAACGAGACGACGUUUGAGGAUGUGUGACGAUGAAUGGGAGACUUUUUUUAACAUAAAUUUUAUGUUUUUCUAUUUUAUUAAAAUGAUUGAAGCGUGUACCUAAUGCUUUGUAA